Messenger RNA from Fukomys damarensis (Damara mole-rat), 2251 nucleotides. RefSeq names its product acyl-CoA dehydrogenase medium chain (gene Acadm). Gene Ontology annotation, cellular component: mitochondrion. The record is from RefSeq and is a predicted model, not a curated record. Gene Ontology annotation, biological process: medium-chain fatty acid catabolic process; fatty acid beta-oxidation. The transcript is spliced from 12 exons. Bases 110 to 1375 code for a protein of 421 amino acids. Lineage: Eukaryota; Metazoa; Chordata; Mammalia; Rodentia; Bathyergidae. Gene Ontology annotation, molecular function: flavin adenine dinucleotide binding; medium-chain fatty acyl-CoA dehydrogenase activity.
UUAGCCGCGCAAGCUCCGCCCACCGCGGGUGGGGCCCGUGGGGCCCAGCGCGAGGUGUCUUCUCUGGAGUCCGAGGCUUGGAGUCUAUAGGGCGAGAGCGGGAGUCAACAUGGCAGCGAUGCUUAGGAGAAGCCGUGGGGUCCUAAGAAGUAUUGCUCAUGUUGAGUGGAGAUCACAACAUACAAAAGCUGCUCAGAAACGUGAACCAGGAUUCGGAUUUAGUUUUGAGUUAACUGAACAGCAGAAAGAAUUUCAAGCUACUGCUCGUAAAUUUGCUAGGGAGGAAGUAAUCCCAGUUGCUGCAAAAUAUGAUAAAACUGGUGAAUAUCCUGUGCCCCUAAUUAAGAGAGCCUGGGAGCUUGGUUUAAUGAACACACACAUUCCUCAGAGUUGUGGAGGUCUUGGACUUGGAACCUUUGAUGCGUGUUUAAUUACUGAAGAAUUGGCUUAUGGAUGUACAGGGUUUCAGACUGCUGUUGAAGCUAAUUCUUUGGGGCAAAUGCCUGUUAUUAUUGCUGGAAAUGAGCAACAACAAAAGAAGUAUUUGGGAAGGAUGACUGAGGAAAUGAUGAUGUGUGCCUACUGUGUAACAGAACCUGGAGCAGGCUCUGAUGUAGCUGGCAUAAAGACAAAAGCAGAAAAAAAAGGAGAUGAGUACAUUAUUAAUGGUCAGAAGAUGUGGAUAACCAAUGGAGGAAAAGCUAAUUGGUACUUUUUAUUGGCACGUUCUGAUCCAGAUCCCAAAGCUCCUGCAAGUAAAGCUUUUACUGGAUUUAUCGUGGAAGCAGAUAGCCCAGGAGUGCAGAUUGGAAAAAAGGAAUUAAACAUGGGCCAGCGAUGUUCAGACACAAGAGGAAUUGUCUUUGAAGAUGUGAAAGUGCCUAAAGAAAACGUUUUAAUUGGUGAAGGAGCUGGUUUCAAAAUUGCAAUGGAAGCUUUUGAUAGAACUAGACCUCCAGUAGCUGCUGGUGCAGUUGGAUUAGCACAAAGAGCUUUGGAUGAAGCUACCAAGUAUGCCCUAGAAAGGAAAACUUUUGGAAAGCUACUUGUAGAGCACCAAGGAGUAUCAUUUUUGCUGGCAGAAAUGGCAAUGAAAGUUGAGCUAGCCAGAUUAAGUUACCAGAGAGCAUCUUGGGAAGUUGAUGCUGGUCGCCGAAAUACCUUUUAUGCCUCUAUUGCAAAGGCAUUUGCUGGAGAUACCGCAAAUCAAGUAGCUUCUGAUGCUGUGCAGAUUUUUGGAGGCUAUGGAUUUAAUUCAGAAUAUCCAGUAGAAAAACUAAUGAGAGAUGCCAAGAUCUAUCAGAUUUAUGAAGGUACAGCACAAAUUCAAAGGCUUAUUAUAGCCCGUGAACACAUUGGAAAGUAUAAAAGUUAAGAGAUUACUGUAGAGAUUAUAAAACAUGAUAAUUCAUUGCCAACCAUGAUUAAGAGAUUGCAAUAAAGAUUGCAAAACAUAUGUAAUCCUUGAAAAACUAGCACAUGAUUGAUUUCUUGUGCUUUAGAAAAGAAAAAGUGCUUUAACAUUUUUUCAGUAGAAAUAAGUAUGCUUAUAUAAAUAUAAGGUUGAUUCUAAUGGUAGUUUGUACUUUUGUUUAAAUCAGUGAUUUCCAUUUUUUAAAAUAUAUUUGGUUUACAAAAAAAUAAAAUAUAUUUGGUUUCAUUAAAAGUGUGUUAUCCUUAGUGCGACUAUCCUUUAAUGAUACUAACCUAGAAAAAUAAUUUUAUCAUUUGUAUCUCUUAAAAUUAAAAUAGCAGAAAUACCUUAGAAUUUUGUUAAGUUUCCAAUGACAGAAAGUGAACCUAUUAACAAUUCAGGAUAGGGCUGGGGAUUAAGCUCAGUAGUUCUGCCACCUGCCUUGCAAGCACAAGGACCAAAGUUCAAUCCCUGGUACAAAAAAAAAAAAACAGGAUAUUCCAAAAUUUACACUGAGAAAAACUUUAUAGGAUUUGGAUACUACCAAACAACUUGCCAAAGACUUUGUAGACUUAAUGGUUAUUAUUAUAUCAAAUGAAUUUAAUUUAAAAUUUGAAAUGAAUUUUCUUUUAGUUUUACACAGUAAAAGAAUGUCUUGAAAAAUCUUACUACUGAGUCCGUAUUCAUUUGACUUAUUCCAAAUACUAAAGCUUGCCUUAAAUUAUUUUUAUGUGACUCUGUUUGUCACUGGGUAACCAUUGAUCUAUUGUAUACAAUCUUAUAUGCGUUCAUUCUAAAAAGGAACUUAAAUAAAAUGAUCUGUUAUUGCUUUGUGUA